Molecule: messenger RNA, 1164 nt
Organism: Zingiber officinale
Lineage: Eukaryota; Viridiplantae; Streptophyta; Magnoliopsida; Zingiberales; Zingiberaceae
Product: probable BOI-related E3 ubiquitin-protein ligase 3
Exons: 2
Coding region: 152-1081 (309 amino acids)
Molecular function (GO): ubiquitin-protein transferase activity
Source: RefSeq, a predicted model, not a curated record
UGAUGGCUUCACAGCCACGCCCCACGCGUCCUCUUCGUUUAUAUCCGCAACGUGCGGCUGCCGAUUCGUGUUUAUGAUUGAGAUUCUAUCUCGUCGAUCCUGCAAUUAAUCGAGCCAUUUUUGCCCGUAUCGAUCGAUCUGGUGAUCAUUCAUGGCGAUGCAGGCCCAGCAGCAGCUUCCCUCCAAUUUCUCCUCCUUCCCGGCGGAGUUCGGCGGCGGCGCUGCGAUGGAGGAGCUGCUGAUGGUGGAGGAGUUGCGCCGCCUGCUAGGCGUCCGCGACAAUGUCGCCGUCGGCCUUAGCGACCCCCCGCGCAGCGAGCUCACCGGCAACGGCUCCGGCACGAGGGCGAAACGGGCGCGAGAGGAGGAGCCGACAAGUAGCCAUCUCGACGGCGGCAGUCAAUUCCUCGGCGACGCCUCCUCGGAGGCUGCUGGCUUCCGUAGCCUUUACACUUCCACCAGCGGCCGCCCCGCCGAAGCUCCUCUCUCGCAAGACCUUGCCACUCUUCUCUGCCAGCAAAAUACGGAGAUCGACGCCCUUCUGCGUCUCGAGACGGAACGAAUGAGGAGUGGGUUGGAGGAGGCGAGGAAGAGGCAUUACAGGGCCCUGAUUUGGGGAGUGGAACGGAGGGCCGCGAAGCGCCUCCGGGAGAAGGAAGCGGAGCUGGAGAAGGCGCGGCGGCGGAACGCGGAGCUCGAGGAGUGGGUUCGGCAGGCGAGCACGGAGAGGCAGGCGUGGCUCAGCGUUGCCGAGAAAAGCGAGGCCGUCGCCGCCAGCCUCCGCGCCAGCCUCGACCAGGUCCUGCUCCAGAACGCCGCCGCCGCGCGGGCUAAGGAAGGGUACGGCGACACCGAGGAGGAGGAGGUGGAGGACGCCCAGUCGACGAGCCCGGAAAGAUACCGCGCAGCAUUUCCGGACGCCUCCAGGAAGUGGUGCAGGUCGUGCCGGCGGGAGGAGGCCUCCGUCCUGCUGCUUCCUUGCCGCCACCUCUGCUCGUGCCGAGACUGCGAGGCCGAGAUUCGCACGUGCCCCGUGUGUGGAUCCGACAAGAACGCCUCGCUUCAGGUAUCCACGUCGUGAAAAAUAUAUAUAUAUAUAUAUAUAAUUAUUUGUUCAUGGUGUAUUUUGAAUUUUAAUUAAUGGACAUAAUGGUAUAUUUGUUA